CUCCCUCUCUCUGUAGGUUUAGUAUCGUGAGCCGUUCGUCUGCUGCUCUUCUCUGUUCCGGUCAGCAGUGAAUCGGGACGUUUGGACUCCUCAUCUUCAUCAGAUUGAUUAAUGAUCUGGGUUUGAGUCUGUCUGUGAUCCACCUGUGGUUUGGGAGUUGUUUUAACAAACUUUCCUCUGUGAAAGGUGCGUGGGUCUGGACAUGAGCGCUGCUCUGCUGAAGGUGGGUGCGGUUCUGAGCACCAUGAUCAUGGUCACUAACUGGAUGUCCCAGACGCUGCCGGGGCUGGUGGGACUCGAUCCACACAUCGCUCGCCCAGGAACCUCCGAGAAGAUCAUCAGCCAGGUGUCGUACCCCGGAGAGGACGAGGGCUGGCAGGUGUACGGCUCUGUUCAGGGGAAGUGUGUGUGCUCCAUCAUGACUCCAGCUCACAGCGUCUGCGGCGGAGACCCUCGACACACUCGUCUGCAGCUGAUCUCUGACCAGCUGCUGAACGUCUCUCAGCACAUGGAGAUCCUGAGCCAGCGGACCACUCAAGAUCUGCAGCGGCUGAGAGACUCUGAGACCCUCCUGCAGACGCUGGAGAGAAGACUGAACACGGCCCACGAGGAGACACACCGCCUGAGCAGCACAAGCCUGCAGGUGUGGGUGAUGGAUGGUUAUUUUAAAGGCAGGCGUCUGGUGGAGUAUCAGUCUCUCGGUGACUUUGCUACUGGACAGAACUUCAUCGUCCAUCAUCUUCCUCACCCAUGGGCAGGUACGGGUCAUGUGGUGUAUAAUGGCUCUCUGUACUAUAACAAACACCACAGUAACGUGGUGGUGCGCUACGAUCUGGCGUCCGGUGGUGUUCUGCAGCAGCGUCCGCUCGCUCAGGCCGGGUUCAACAACACCUUCCCGUACUCGUGGGGCGGCUCGUCCGACAUCGACCUGAUGGCCGAUGAGAUGGGGCUGUGGGCUGUGUACUCCAGCAUUGGCCGCGGUGGGAACAUGCUGCUGAGCCGGCUGGACCCCGACUCGCUGGAGGUGCUGCACUCCUGGGACACAGGCUUCUCCAAGCGCAGCGCCGGAGAGUCCUUCCUCAUCUGCGGCUCACUCUACGUCACCAACUCACACCUGGCCGGAGCCAAAGUGCACUUUACCUUCCACACGGCCUCAGCCUCGUACGAGUACACCGACAUCGCCUUCCACAACCAGUACUCACACAUCUCCAUGCUGGACUACAACCCACGCGUCAGAGCGCUCUACACCUGGAACAACGGACACCAGGUGCUGUACGACAUCACGCUGCUGCACUUCAUCAGGACACGCCACGCAAACUCCACCGACUGACUCCAGACACCCUGAUCCUGCAUGAGCCACGCAUGCAUACUCACCUUCCCUCUUAGAGAAGAAAGAACUCCAAAUAUGCAAAUAUGUGACCCUGGAGCACAAAACAUGAGAUUUUCUCAAUAUUUAGAUUUUUUUACAGCCUCAGAUUACAGAUUUUCAAAUAGUUGUAUCUCAGACAAAUAAUGUCAUAUCCUAACAAACCAUUCAUCAGUGGAAAUAUAAUUUAUUCAGAUGAUGUAUAAAUCUCAAUUUCAAAACAUUGACCCAUUUUGACUGGUUUUGUGGUUAAGGGUCACAUAUGCAUCUUCGGUUUCUGAGAGAUUAUUUGUGAAAAACAAGCAACUGUUGUGAAAUGCACUUCUGUAUGUACAUACAAUUUCACAAAAAUAAAUAAAUGUGUCAGUU
This is a messenger RNA of Carassius gibelio (silver crucian carp), 1735 nucleotides long. It is a transcript of the gene olfm2b, whose product is annotated as olfactomedin 2b. The record is from RefSeq and is a predicted model, not a curated record. Gene Ontology annotation, biological process: signal transduction. The transcript has 5 exons. Lineage: Eukaryota; Metazoa; Chordata; Actinopteri; Cypriniformes; Cyprinidae. The coding region runs from base 203 to 1330 and encodes 375 amino acids.